This is a messenger RNA of Gasterosteus aculeatus aculeatus (three-spined stickleback), 6723 nucleotides long. NCBI's taxonomy places the organism in Eukaryota, Metazoa, Chordata, Actinopteri, Perciformes, Gasterosteidae. The record is from RefSeq and is a predicted model, not a curated record.
CACCCCCCCCCCUAAACGAGAGAGGGCUUAGGCUACACAUCCUCAUACAUCCUAUACAUGCGCACAAACUUGACAUACCUGCAUAUGUACAGUGGGGAACCCAUGAGCUUCAGCGAUGCCGGGCUGGAUGAUCCAAGUUAUUUUUUCUUUGGAAGCUAUGGCGUGCGUGUGUGUGUGUAUGUGUGUGUUUGUUUUUGCCCCCUGCAUACUCAAAAUUGUUAAGAUGGACUUGCUUGCGUGUUACUUUGCACGAUUCACGCAUCAUUGGCCAAGCUUCUGGUCGGUCACUUGUGGUGUUGCCAAGCUGCAGCCCGACGAAGGGUGGGAGGGUCGCACAAACACUGAGACACACGCUCACGCUACACAAUAUCACAGCACAGCCACAUGACAUGGCAUGCCUAAGAGGAACAGGCCUUACCCUGAGCAUGUUAAACAGUUGUGUUAUAUAUCUAUAUAUAUAUUCAUGUGUGUUGUGAAAGCGGGUGAGACACUUAGAGGGAGGUGCAGAGCAAAGCAGGCCAUGGGGAGGGCGAGCGGUAGGUUGUGCACAUGUUCAUGUUGAGAGGAUGCAAGCCUUCCGCCUGUCCUCCCCCUGCUCUGUCCAACCAAAAUAGCAAAUGCUUUGUACGUGAUCUAGUCAUUGACCUCGUUAAAAAAAAAAAAAAAACACAAUCUUGUAACCAAUUUAAGGUAAGUCAACAACCUCUAGAGACUAGAAACACCUACUGGUUGCACAAAGGAACCAUCGACUCAUACUGGUACAUUUCAGUUUGAUAAGUACAACUACUUAAAGUAUUGUUGUAUUGUGUUGUACGGAACGCACGUCUCAGUCAAAAAUAGCUAAUGAAUUGAAUGCAAAGUUUAUUACAGGACUUUGUAAAGUUUACAAUUCAACAAACUCCUUUUUAAUCAAUUCAUUUUUUGGUUUAAUUUCAGUAUGACAGCCGAAGCAGAUUCAAGAUGUUCUGAAAACAGCACAUUCUGUUUAUGGACGUGCAUGUUUAUAUGUCCUACAUGCUGCUUUUUUAUUACAACAUGCAUAAUGUCAUGGUUUUGUGCAACACAGUGCAAAUGAUAUAAAAUGCUCAUUUCCGGUUCUUUGUGCAAGCAGGCUUUUAGUUACUACCUCACUAAGUGCAUUUGAUGUUUACCUGCAAGAGUAAAGCUAUGAACCCUAUUGAAACAUUUUUCUUUAAUUAUGUGCAUUUUUAAAUAUUAUGACCUGGAUUCUUAUUGUUUUUGUACACUUUUCUUUCAAUUGAAUAUUGCAGACAAUUGCACUUUUACUCAUUUUGUGAAUUUUGUUUUCUUCUGCAAUCUGGACUCAUUUUGGAAUCUUUACAUAUUCAAUUGGGUUUCCAUCAACAAUUUCUUCGAUGUGACAAGAACUGAGGAUAAAGGAGUGUUCUCCAAUCCCACUGUCUUAUUUGCUGAACUCUAUUUUUUUAACUCUCUGCUCCAGAUCUGUCAGCUCUAUGUGGACUAAAACCAGCAGUUGACUGUGCAACAUGUUUUGAAGUUGUAUUUUGAAGAUUGGCACGAUGCAAAUCAAUCUACGUCAGAUAAGGUUACAGCGGCCCAGAGGAAGGGUUCCUUAAUUGUACACAGUAACGUCACCUUCCAGUCAAGCCAUACUCCAAAUUACAUUUCUUCUUUGGUGUAAUCUUUGCACUGCCGAGGGAAACAAACAACUAAUUAAGUAACUUUUCCAGGCUACCUUGGUUAAGAAAAAAACAUUGAUUCCUGGAAUCAUGUUUUUAUGUAUAAGUAUUCAGUUCCAGUUUACAAUGGAAUUGCAAGCGGCCUAUGAAGCGAACCCUGUGUGAGGCUAGUGGGCCCUUGAGUGGGGAAGGGAUCCCAUCGUGCUCCGUAGGGCAGACGAGCAGCAAACCCCUCUUCAUUUGACCAUCAAUCUCUUGAAGGAUAACCAGGUGGAAAGAACAACUGGAGGCAUCAGUGAUGAUUGUUGCAGAGGGAUAUGAUGUUUUGGAUGGGAUCUCUUUACUAAAUGACGACAUGAUAGAGGACGAUGACGGUGCCAGCUCCUCCGCCUAUGUGGAGCUGGAGAGGCUGGAGAGAGAGACUGCUGCCGCUCGCAGCCAGCACAGUACUAGCUCCACCGUAACGGCCAUCUCCGUCCCGCCGACAUCCCCGCCUUCGUUCAGGGUCCCCUCUGACUCGCCCGUAGCCUCCGAGCCGCCGGUCCCUCAGGCCAUUCAGGCCUUCAAAGAGUCGGCCAACAUGAUCGCCGCCUUCAACAUGCAGUGGAAGGACGAAAUCUCAGCCAUGCGCUACGAGCUGGCGGAGCUGCGGCGAGACGUCUGCGGGGAAUUGAAGACUUUCAACAGCAACUUCUUCAACUUCACCCAGUGCUACAACAUGUGGACCUUCUGCCGGGAGCCCUGCAGCGACAGCACCACGCAAACGGACGACAGAGUGUCCGUGGGAAUCCAGGCGGGCUCGAGCUGGUCCAUUCACCAAACCCGGCAGAGCACGCACGACAAGUCCGUGAUGUGCCAGCCGGAGGCCGCGCCCUUCAGCAUCAUGGAUUUGAUGGACCCGCCCCGGAUUGAGAUCAUCGAGGGAACCCCCGAGAGCACGCCGGAGGGGUCGGGCAGCCCGGCGAGCCCACUUCCAAUAGAGGAUUUCCCAUGGGAGGUCAUCAAGAAGCAAAAGGCCCAGAAGCAGCCGGACUCAGGUGGCCACACGGGUGGUCACAGGAGCGCCAGUCUAGAACUGUGGAGCAGGAAGUACACUAGCGGGCCCAUGUCGUAUCUGUCUAUGUCCUUCUGAACAUCCCCAUACUACACAUAAUGUAAAAUGAAAUGAGGAAGCCAUGAUGAAAACAUGACAUUUACACAGAAAGGCAGAGCAGAGUUGUUGUUAGAUGUCCCUUUACUCUAUGCAGACACAGAGUCUGUCAUCUCCCCAACAGGUCACAACGCUGCUCAAGCAAUCGUUUAACAAGUGUCUUGGUUAGCCGUGGAUUAAAAGACAAGGACUUCUGGUUCUACACCAGAACGAGGUGACACGAGAAUGUGAGAGAGAAUGUGGCUUACGCUCAGAUCCUCAAGUGCCAACAAGUGCAGCAUCAUCUUCCCUCCGCUGUCUUAAAUACCCCGACCGUCAGAGAAAAGGGUCAAUUCAAGUAAACACGAUGGGCCAUCUGAGGGUCACUAAAUCAUAAAACUCAAUAACCCGUCGUGGAGAGGUGAGGCAUAGGAGGGUCUGCUUCCUCAAAUAAAAAGCUCAUGUUCAUUCCAGUUUCUCUUCCUGUAGAAACUUUAUCUUAAGCACCUGAGUAUACUGAAAAAAUACUGUGAAUAACUUUAUAAACCCUAGUUUUUUAAAGAACGCAUUAAAGAUGAACACAUUAUUUCUUAAUAUAUGAAUAUAUCAUUCACUUUUUGUUAUUCUAUUCAAAGCAUUCCCUUUUCAUUGCCUUCAUCCGUUUGGUAGCUCGGUCCAGUUUAAAUGGGAGAACUGUUGAAGCGCAAAGCAUAAAGAAGUAACUGCAACAAAAGAAAAUUAGGAACAAAUUAUUUGUGAAAGCCCAACCGUGGAAUACUGAUGGAUGACACUGUCCAGAGGCUUUGUGGACUUAGUCCCUGGCUAACACUGUUUACUAUGAAUCCAUUGUGACCGACCAGCGUGUGGAGGGGAAACAGCGAGGCAGGGAGGAAAGUGUUGGUUUCACUUCACUCUUGCACAAAAUGCAUUCAUAUUCAAACUCUGUAUAUGUAUAUAAAUAUACCAUUUUGUACAUACAGAAACCUAUAUUCAGUAACUGUACUGUUUGCAGUUAUUAACGCCCAUUUCUAACCGCGCCGAGAAGGGUUAUAUAAGUAAUUGUGGUUCCAAACCAAACACAGCACUUUCUCCAGUCUUCAAGGUUUGUCUUCAUUUAUACCGUCGAGUUCCUCAUCUAGAUGUUUGUACUCCUCAAAAGAGGAGUUGGCAGUUGAUAGCAUAGCUCAACUAUUGUGGGGACUGGAGGUUCUUAAAUGUUUGGUCGAGUGUCUAUUCUAGUGGAAAAGGAAAAUGAUUGUUUUGAAAAUUUGGUGAAAUGAUUUGGAGUCAAAUUCUACCAUAUCCAUCUUUCUUAAAUGCCACUUUUCUCUAGUAAUGGUGCAAUCUUUGGUCCUGGGGUUUGGCUUAUCACUGCUGAAAGAUGAGAGGAGAAACAUUGGUCCCUAUAAGUAGACAAUCAUAGCCGCUGAGGACAUCUACCUCUCCGACAUGCUCCCGGAAGUGCAGAACACUACCGCUGAAUGUACCAACGCCGCCUCACUAGUGAUGGCUCAGCUGGGUCACUCUCAAUCCUUAACGACAGAGAGCCCUCCGUCAUCUCCCGUAUUUCGGCCAAUUGCUCAUCUUGUCUGUUUUUCAUAAUAUGAUAAUUACUCAUGAGCCACUGGCAUUCCCCAAAUCCACUCGUCCAGUCCGCCGUCCCAUUGUACCAACGUGGCGUAACCAUAGUUACUGUAAUACUGAGGCCAACCAAAAAAAACAUCCAAGCUUGACAGCACUCAUCUUUGGACGAUCGCUGCAGCACAGGACCACGUAUGUGUCAGGGUCCUGACUGAAAUGUGAACCCUUCAAAAAGGACAUUUGAUAAAGGAGAAGUGCACCUUCUUCCCAUUUGGCACGGCCAAAAGACAGUACUUGGAGAAAGGGUGGCAUUUUGAAAAGGAUGAUAUUCAUACGAAGGUUCUUUCAGAGGUAAGGUCAGAAUUAAAGUGGAAGCCACGGAAAGAAAGAGAGGCUGACAUAUUUUAGCAGAUGCGCGGCCUCACACGAGCGUUGCAGUAACUCGUUGAACCUGAUCUUAAAUGCCUACAUCAAUUAUUAACUUGCCUUGAUAACCUAAUAAAUGUGUUACGAAGGAGCACUACGUUUAGGCAUGUUUUGCUUGGUUCUGGGAAUUUGAGGUUUCGGUACGAUGAAUAAUAAGUAGGGGGUAAGUUUCUAUCUAUUGUUGUAAUUCGCCACCGUUUGCAAUACAGAAUAAGAAUCUAAAAAUCUUAUAAUCUAUGUAUUGUUGUUAGAAACCCAAACAAGAGUUUUUCGUCAUUGACCGUCUAAAGGCUCAGUUAGCAUUAAUCAUGAAUUAUUUUAGUGAAAGGCAUAAAACUGUGAGAACAUUUAGCAUAUCACUAUUUUAAAAUGAUAUAUAUAAUAAGUAUCUAUGAUUUCUUUUUUCAGGAAGGGCCUGUAUUCACUUGUUCCCUUUUUAAAUGAUGAAGAGGGGAAGCAGUGUCAUUCCGUACUUAUAUCUUAUCCCGUUGUUUGGGGAAUGCAAACUUAUUUAAAGGUGCUGAAGACUGGUCAAUCAUGAUGUCACCAAUCAACAUUCAUUCAUUCUAUGCAAGUCCUUUGUUCUUUGUAAUUUUACAUCAUCUAAAUAUUUGCAGUUGUUAAUAUUAGGUAUUCAUGUCAGGCCUUCAUUCAAGUUAUCAAUACCGGGUAUAGGAUGAUGUUUAUAUUGGGGGUACCUUCUUUUUUUUUUUUAUUUGAUUAUUUUUGCAUGCGCUAGGGGGCCACACUUAAGGUUGCUUUAGUGUUUCCUGGCGGAAAGUUGUUUCAUGCUAAUUGUUCCCAUUUCAGCUCACAUGAAUAUAAGCAUCAAAGAGUUUGUUGGUGAGAUUCUUGAGAUUCCUGCAUAGUGGUAGCAUCCGUGUGCUUUCAUCAUAUACAAAAGAAAAACAAUCAGAAGUGUAUCAUUGUUGAUUCAUUUACUGACAACUGUACAGAACAAUUAGGAAACAAUGCCUAGUAUGAAAUCAUUUCAAAUGCUGUACAAAAGCUUCAUUUUCUAAAUUUAUAUCAAAUUGAAUUGAAUCAAAGUGGUGAUUGAUUGAUCCCAGGAAACUCAACCAUGCUUUAAAAAAAAUUAAAUUCAGUGUGAUAUUAGGAUUUCAACGUUUAGCCCAAAGAAAUUACCCUUCCCUUAAAAAAAGUUGAAAUGUAGCAAAAUAUUGAUCAAAGUAUUAUUUAAAAAUAUAUAUAUAUAUAAAAUAUGUACAUUUAAGACAAAAGAGGAAAUAUGGUAUUGCCAAUUAUUUUUUAACCAUGCAACCAUAUUUUGUGUAAGAAAAUAUAUAUUUACUUGUCAAAAACUCUGCAUCGUCUCCCUUAUACGUGGCAGUAUGUAGUGAAUUACCUCAUGAGUUUUUUGUUUACAUUUUGUUGUGAUCCAGAGAUCUGAUGCAGCAACUGUGCCAACUCUGACGUCCAGCUAUUGGGACAAAGGUUUUUGGAUGGAAUCUGAUCUCACCUGAACUUGUAACACUGCUUGAAUAUAAAUCCUUUUCUACCCCAUGUUCUCUUCCUGCAUUUAUUCAAGGUUUUCUUGGAGAAAACAUGUUAACUCUGUUUUGCAUCAGUCGUGUUGCAAUUUUCAGGGAUCUCAGACUGAAUUGUUUGGUGAAUCAGACUUUGUCAAAGUUAUCAAGCACUUUUUUGGAAACCAUCGCGUAGCCUGCAUUUGUUAGCUUACGCUUCGUUUGUUAAAAGAAUGAAACCGGUAUGUGAUACAUUUUGCUCUUUUUUUUGUUUGCUUAAUGUGGUGUUUCUUGUGAAUAUUCAUUUACAUUUUAUUGGCCAUAUGUAUUUUUCAUAUAUUGAUAUAAAACAAUGGAUUAAAAUGUUUGAUGUUUAUGUUUAUGGUAAUUAAAAUGGCAAAUGGGGGUCAUAGCUUUACAAUGGCACCAAAAGAUCAAA